Messenger RNA from Polychytrium aggregatum, 2203 nucleotides. RefSeq lists its product as uncharacterized. The coding region runs from base 121 to 1785 and encodes 554 amino acids. The transcript is spliced from 5 exons. The record is from RefSeq and is a predicted model, not a curated record. Lineage: Eukaryota; Fungi; Chytridiomycota; Chytridiomycetes; Polychytriales.
ACUCUGGCCCAACCGGCAUUGACCAUGCAUCCUCGCUUGCCAUCCUGUCAAGGUCAGCAGCACGGCCCCCCCCCCUUCGCAUCUUGCCCAAUCCCAAGCGAAUACUUGCUGUAGUCCAAGAUGCCAAAGGCAGCGAUCCUCAAGCGCUUCCCGCUGCGAUUCGAGAAACGGCAACUCGAGCUCGAGUGGAGCAAGUUUACAAGCGUUGCCUCGCGCCGAUACGACAUCAAUGUUGCUUUCUGCUUCAUCUACUUGGUCGCCGUGUUCUUGAACUGGGGUACUACCCCGACUGUCAACUUUGGAGGCAAGUUGCUACAUUUGGUUACACGACAGGACUACUUGAUCCUGGCCGCUGUUUCCACCGUGAGCACAGAGCUGCCUUGGUUCUUUGGAUGGGCUGUCGCGCUUAUGCUUGUCGUCACAAAAACCCUUCCGCGGGCCAAAAAAUACCACUUUUACUUUGACACCGCGAUCCUCCUUGGGGUUCUCGCAACCGUUACUCUGAAUGUCGACGGCCACACACCUCAGUUCCAGGGACUCACAAUCACAGCCGUCCAGACCGCCUUGCUCUAUGGCCUGACUGCUGGCUUCCAGAUUAGAAGCGCCGCCGAGCACUAUUCGGCCGUUGUGAUCUUCAUCAUCAGCUCUGGCAUUGUUUGGGGAGUCCUUUAUCCGCAGUUCUUCUUGGGAAUGGGUGGCUUUCGGGCACUGCUCCUGGUCAUCAAAGUAGUCUUGACUGGGCUUGUGGCCGCCUAUGCACAGGAUCUGGUCCUGCGCGAAGCCUUUUUGGUUGCCCGCCGAAUCCAGCAGCACCAGGAGCUUCCGCGCGCAAACCGCAGUAUCAACAGCGAGCUGGCAUUCUACUUCUCCGAGAUCAAUUUUGAAACCGGCAAGUAUAUUUUUCCGAUCGAGAAGCACAUCAAGGUCGUGACAAUGACCCGGCUCGAGAAGCUCAAACGCUUCUGGCGCCAAUGGAUCUACAUCCGCUUUGUCGACAAUGAGCUGGAGCAGGCCUACCUCGGGGACUAUCGAGCAUAUUCGAUCCACCUCCAUGUGCUGACGCUCAUGAUGAACGUAGGCGGUGCCUGUCUAACGUUCCUGUUCGAGGGCAACGAUCCCUACGGACUCGCCCAGGCCGGGGUCGUUAGCACAUCCACCUUGCGGCUCAUCUUUGGCAUCAAGAUGGCGUAUUUCCCUGUGAUGCUGUUGAUCCCGACCCUGGCGCUGAUUUCCAAGCGUAUCCGAGGAUCGCCAGCGGCCUGCCAGAAGGUGAUCUUGAUUGCCUCGAUCGGCAACAUCGUGGGCUGGUUGGCCGCAUAUCUGUCCCUGGGCUCGCUGAAAGUCACCGACCCGCUGGCGUUCCAUCGUGCCCUUGCUGGGUUCACAGCGGCCAUAUUUUCGGCCGGGGUGCAAUCGGGACUGCUCUCGUACCUCUUGCUCCCGCUGCUGGUCGUGGUGAUGCUGGCCCACCUGGCGCUGAUCUUCCUGUUCAAGAUGCCCUUCAAGCAGUACUCGCUCACGGCGCUGCUGGAGGUUUGCCUGACUGCGGCUGGAGUCUGCCUUGUCAACGAGUUUGAGUUCCGGAAGCUGUUCCUGCUCCGAAAGUGGGCCGAGGACUUUGUCGAUGUCGAGAAGAUCAAGUUUGUAUCCAAGACUAUCGAGCUCCCCAAGUCGCUGAGCCGCGCGAACGUCACACUCCAUGGAACUCUCCGGACGACGGACUACAUGCCGGAGGAGGAUGGGCAGAAGGCUCCAGAAACCCCCGCGCAGGGGAUGGAGGCUUGAAACAAUCCCAAGCUCCGAAUCGGCACGGGCUGGUGCUGACGGUGGUCGUAGUGGCAGCAGCGGCGCAGUGGUGAUAGACGCAGGGACGAUGCAUUUUGAACGGGACAUCUCUCGUUUCCACCGGGCGGCAUUGUCGUUGAUGGCCUCCGUCCAACAGACCAUUUGCAAUGAAACGGAUCGCCUCGGGAGCCUCCGAGUGACGACAUCGAGUCUGUCUCUGGUCUCCACAAUCGCCGUGCACACAGCGAUCAUGUUGCGCCGGAUUGACGCCGCAAUUGCCCGCUGAACGACAGCAGCCGGGAUUGUAGCAUCGCAGCGCAGCGAUGGAUGUGCAUUCAGGACCCAGAGGAGGGGGUCUGGACUGGUGGUUGGUUGAGGACAUUUGUGUCUGGGGCCACAGAGCCGCUCGUGCAUCGUC